CGUCACAUUGGUGUGAGUGAAAUCGCAAAUCUAAACAAAACAAACCAAUCCAAAGCAAGGCGAGAACCGUACCGAAGUGUGUAGCGCAGACAACGAUGGCUGAUACAGUAGCUGAAGUUCCAGCAGCAGCAGCUCCGGCUGCCGUGGCCAAGUCCCCGAAGAAAGCGAAGGCCGCCGCAGGACCCAAAAAGCUUAAGAAGCCAGCAACGCAUCCUCCGGUAAACACGAUGAUCGUGGCCGCCAUCAAGGCGUUGAAAGAGCGCAACGGCUCAUCACUGCAGGCCAUCAAGAAGUACCUGUCGGCCAACUACAAGGUUGACGUGGCCAAGCUGGGACCGUUCAUCAAGAAGGCGUUGAAGACGGGCGUGACCAGUGGCAAGCUGGUGCAGACGAAGGGCGUUGGAGCGUCGGGAUCGUUCAAGCUGUCAGCGGAGGCCAAGAAGCCUGCGGUGGAAAAGAAGAAGGCUGCAGUGCAGAAGAAGAAAUCGGCCUCGGCAGGCGAUAAAAAGAAGAAGACAGUGACCAAGAAGGCUGCUGGCGAGAAGAAGAAGAAGGUAGCAACUAAGAAGGCGGAAGGUGGUGCUGCUAAGAAGGCUAAGGCCACGACUGCUGCCAAGAAACCGAAGGCGGCAGCGGCCACCAAAGCCAGUGGAGCGAAAAAGGUUGCAAAGAAAGCAGUGAAAGCCCCAAAGCAGAAGGCGACCAAGCCCUCGAAGAAGACGGGAGCACCAAAGCCGAAGACGCCAAAGCCGAAGAAGGCCGCUGCGCCCGCCAAGAAGAAGCCCGCAGCGGCAGCGAAAAAGCCAACUGCGGCCAAGAAGUAAAAACAGCGAUUACUAUUGUUGGUAGACGCGCAUUACGUGCUCUGCCAUCAGAUUUGUGUCCUAUAACAACAGUCCUUUUCAGGACUACAACUUGAUUU
This is a messenger RNA of Anopheles moucheti, 922 nucleotides long. Its product is annotated as histone H1-like. The transcript has a single exon. The coding region runs from base 96 to 824 and encodes 242 amino acids. Gene Ontology annotation, molecular function: structural constituent of chromatin; double-stranded DNA binding; nucleosomal DNA binding. Gene Ontology annotation, cellular component: nucleus; nucleosome. Gene Ontology annotation, biological process: chromosome condensation; nucleosome assembly; negative regulation of DNA recombination. The record is from RefSeq and is a predicted model, not a curated record. NCBI's taxonomy places the organism in Eukaryota, Metazoa, Arthropoda, Insecta, Diptera, Culicidae.